Molecule: messenger RNA, 580 nt
Organism: Exophiala mesophila
Lineage: Eukaryota; Fungi; Ascomycota; Eurotiomycetes; Chaetothyriales; Herpotrichiellaceae
Exons: 2
Coding region: 128-412 (94 amino acids)
Source: RefSeq, a predicted model, not a curated record
CGCUCAUGAACAUCCUCCUAUCCUAAACUUUUGACGAUUGUCUAAACGAAAUCUAAAUCAUCCAAACAGAAUCAUAUCUGCGGUAACAAAAAUCACAGUCGGGCCUGCGCCUCAAGGGCCACUCAUCAUGGGUUUAACCGACUUCCUUAACGCAAAGAGCGAAAAGUUUGACGAAUUCGAGAACCCCAAUUCGUUUGAGAAGGAUGAUUGUCUUUCAUGCCGAAUCAUUGGCUCUACGGCUAUGGUAUCACUGGGUGGUUACACGUACUUUUCUGGCAUGAACCAGCUCAAGGCGCAACGGCAGGUCAUUGAAUUGAGCAAAUCAAAGUACAAAUAUGGCUCACGGCAGCUGGGAAUCUUGUCAUUGUCGGCCACCCUUGUGAGCCUGGGCAUUUAUCGAAUGUUCAAUUGAACAAUUGUUCAUCACAUCAUCAUCCCAUCAUGGUCUCUGCUUCAAAUCGUCAAGCUUGGAUGCAUUAUUGAGCGUGUAUAUUAUCAGCAAGAACAUGUUUAAUCAUGGCCCUCUCAUGUGAAAUAGGCACUCUGUAAAUCAUCACUAGGAUAACAUGUUUAAUCAUGG